AUGGCGGCUUUGCUGCUUUAUUUCUCAGCUCUUGGGGUCUGUUUGCUUGUUCUUCGUUACUUGAGGUCGACCUGGUAUCAUGCCCAAAAAGCACAAGAAUGGAACUGUGCCCCCAUCCCUCGCUAUCCAACGGAUAUCUUGGGCAUAGGAACACUGAAGGAAUCUGUACAAGCAGAUAAACAGGGGCUUGUCCCGCCGCUGUUAGGGUAUCGCCUCGAGCGCAUGAGAGCCCGGGAGGGCCGUGAUGUCACCACCUUCUCCGUGACCCAGAUGGGACGCAAGAACAUCUUCACUUGUGAUCCUCAUAAUGUGCAAGCGAUUCUCGCCACCAAGUUUAAGGAUUUCGAACUAGGUCCUAUCCGUCAACACACCUUACUGCCGUUGCUGGGGACUGGAAUCUUUACAUCUGACGGCGAGAUCUGGUCUCGAUCUCGAGCUCUGCUUCGCCCCCAGUUCACCCGCGAGCAGAUCAGCGAUCUGGACUUGGAGGAGCGCCAUGUCCAACAAGCUAUGCUAGCGAUGCCUGUCGAUGCCACGACCGGCUGGACGGCAGCCACAGACAUCCAAGCGAUCUUCUUCCGUCUAACCAUCGACUCAGCAACCGAGUUUCUCUUCGGCGAGAGCGCAGGAAGCCAAGCAGAGGCUCUCCGCAACGGCGGCCAGCUCCCACCGAACAACUUCCCGGCCUACUUCGAUCGAGCGCAGUGGUACGCCGCGCACCGCUCCCGCUUCGAGAAACUCCACUGGAUCGUCGACAACAAGGAAAGCAGACACGUCGCCCGCGAAGUCCACGCCUACGUCGACCGGUUCGUCGCUGCAGCCCUCUCCGGCGCCGCCGUGGCGGCGCCGGGCAAACCGCGAUCCUCCUCGACCUAUGUCUUUCUCGACGCUAUCGUCGCCUCAACCCAGGACCCGGUCGAGCUCCGCGCCCAGCUCCUGAAUAUCCUCCUCGCCGGCCGCGAUACUACAGCUUCUUUCCUAAGCUGGUCUGUCCUCAUGCUCGCCCGACACCCCAAGAUCUUCCAUACCCUCCGCCUGGCGAUCCUUGACGACUUUGGACCUUAUACCUCCUCUUCCUCCUCUGCACCGCAAGACAAACCAAUCACGUUCCAAUCCCUCAAAUCCUGCCGUCCCCUUCAAAACUUCAUGAGCGAAGUCCUCCGCCUGUACCCAGUCGUCCCUAUCAACCGCCGCGUCGCAGCCCGCGACACCUUUCUCCCGCGAGGCGGCGGACCCGACGGCACUCGCCCCGUCUACAUCCACGCGGGCCAAGCAAUAAUCUACAGCCCCUUCAUUACGCAGCGCCGCAAAGACCUCUGGGGCGAGGACGCAGAAACAUUCAACCCGGAUCGCUGGGCCGGCCGCAAAGUCGGCUGGGAGUAUCUGCCCUUCAAUGGCGGGCCGCGCGUGUGCAUCGGACAGCAGUUUGCACUCACAGAGGCGGGCUAUGUGCUUGUGAGACUUUUGCAAAGGUUCGAUGCGAUGCAGGAUGUUUUCCCUGAGAGGGCGGUGCGGUUUGCUUCGAGUUUGACCAGUGCGCCGAAGGAUGCGGUCACGGUUCGGUUGCAUGAGGCGGAGCGGUAA
Molecule: messenger RNA, 1584 nt
Organism: Aspergillus ochraceoroseus IBT 24754
Lineage: Eukaryota; Fungi; Ascomycota; Eurotiomycetes; Eurotiales; Aspergillaceae
Product: cytochrome P450
Exons: 2
Coding region: 1-1584 (527 amino acids)
Molecular function (GO): oxidoreductase activity, acting on paired donors, with incorporation or reduction of molecular oxygen; heme binding; iron ion binding
Source: RefSeq, a predicted model, not a curated record